Spodoptera exigua (beet armyworm) is the source of this 870-nucleotide messenger RNA. NCBI's taxonomy places the organism in Eukaryota, Metazoa, Arthropoda, Insecta, Lepidoptera, Noctuidae. The record is from the annotation of a GenBank genome assembly.
AUGUUCAUGGAAAUCUUGAAACUUAUGUUUCCGCAUUGCAGUGAUACGCUAUCAAUCGAUUCCACGGAUUCACCAAACUAUGUGAGCUCUCAGUCGUACCCUGGGCAGGAUUCUGGAGCUCCAAGCCCAGAGGCCUUCAGCUUCCAGCCGGCGGCCCAGAGAUAUCGCCACAAUGAACAGCGAAUCAAACUAUUGACUUCGAUAAACCAGAUUGUGCAACAGCGAGCUGAUCUAGAAUCGAAUCGAGUCACUCUUUCAAAUCUUCUGGAUGAACUGAGAAGAAAAUUGAAGAGAAGGAUCGAUGAGUGCCAUUUGGAGAAGAAAGAACGAAUGAAAGCUCUGAAGCAGGCCAACCAAAGACUUGAGAAGGAAAAGUUUAACAUAGUCUCUGAGAUAGAGCACCUGAAGAGACAUUUGGAGAAGGAGGAAGCUCAUCAUCUGCAGCAUGCCAGGACUGCUGUCGCUCAGGAUUACCUGGUGCUAAGCAAUCAGCGCCGCGCAUGGAUACUCGUAAUACCAAAGGAGGCAAUCCAAGGAGUGGUGACCAAAUGCUCGGUCUCAGAUAGCAUGUUCAGCCAGUGCUCUGUUGCCGAUUUACCAAACGUGGUCAGUAGGAGUGUUGCUAAAAAUGCACCGUCUAGAAAUGCUGAUAAUAAGUUGGCUGCCGCUCGUCUGAUGCGGGAUAUCGCUGAAUUGAGACAACGCGUCGCUCAAGUUGAGGCACGACUUGCUAACGAGUUGAAGCGUAAGCGUCAAGCUGAGUUGGACAUAAUACGUCUUCGGAAAGAGCUAUCAAGCACCAAGAGUUUCGUGGCAUCUCUAAGGAUGCCACCGCCACCACUUCGAAAGCAAUGCUCAAAAUUCGCGUAG